This is a messenger RNA of Linum trigynum, 1254 nucleotides long. Lineage: Eukaryota; Viridiplantae; Streptophyta; Magnoliopsida; Malpighiales; Linaceae. The record is from the annotation of a GenBank genome assembly.
AUGAAUCGCAAUAGACGAAGCGAUCGGGAUCAACAAGGAAAUCGUGGAGGUCGUGGACGAGGCAGGAAUCAUCCUGACGAACCAAUCGAGUCUCCUAUUCAGCUUGAUUGGUGCGAUAUCAUGUUGCUCGACCUGGAGGCUCGAGAGUUACUCACUCGGCUCUCUUCCCUACCUUUUGGCGAGUCUCGCUGUUUGGAUUGGGACACCGUGUGUGCUGUUCGGGUUUCCAACUCCAUUCAUGACAUGCUCGGUAAUGGUGCAUGGCGGGUCGUGUUUGACUUCAAUGAGAUCAUCUACAGGGAGCUCACUUUGGAGUUCUUAGCCUCUUUCACCCUCACCAAGGACGGUUUGAAGCAGUUCUCCUUUCCCAAUGGAAUUACCUUUCGGCUUGGUGGCCAGCUUCACACAAUGUCUCUUACCCAGUUCAGCAUCACCAUGGGUUUGUACUCCGAGCACUUUUUUCAGGGCCCCCUCUACUCUCAACUCAAGACUAAGCGCUCACUUGCUCCACAUGCUGAUUUAGAUCAGUGCUGGUUCGAUACUCUCACCCGUGUUGUGGUGGGGAUGCCUUUUGACCAGCGCACUACCAAGGCAAGCAUGCUUCACCAUGAUUUUCCGCUACUCUAUAAUGUCUUGAGUCAUGGGCUUCUCCCUCUGCGUGGCAGCCCCGGUGCCAUUAGCAACCGCCACCUCGCCAUCCUCACCAGUCUUGCAUGCUUCCGUCCCAUUCAUGCGGGCCACUCCCUUGUGCUGACACUGCACAACAUCAACACCAGGUCGAACAUCAGCGUGGUUCAUGGUGGGGCAUUUGUCACUCGUCUUGCUCGGCGACUCGGCCUUGAUCCGGUGGCCAUGGGGUGCACGCCCGUGGGUCGCACCAUCCCGCUCUCUCUUGACCAUUGGCAGGCUAUGAAACGCCUGGAUCCCCCCUUUGCGUACUUCAAUGAGGAUGGCCGCUAUGACGCCCCACUGCCAGAGGUCCAUCAGGCGGAGCCGCCACCUGCACCGCCCCGUGCUGCCCGGGCUCGUGAGCCCCGUCCGCCUCCGCCAGGCAUGUCCUUUGGCCAUCUUGAUGCCCGCCUUGACCAUAUUGAGUCCAUUCAGGAGCUCGUCCUCCAGCGUCUCGGUAUCUCCUAUGUGCCUUUCGGCCACUCUUCCGGGGCCUCCACCUCCAGUGGCAGGCCGUCUGAUACCAGAUCACAGGAGGAUGGCGCCUGCCAGCCUGCCGAGGGUGACUACCCGGGCUCUGAUUGA